GAAAGCGAAAGCCCCAUCGAUCGCCACUCGAUCGUGGCUCUAUAAAGGUUUCCUUUGUUGCAGUCGACGCACGGCAGUCCCAGCAUCAGCACACACAUCACUCGGCACUCGGCACUCGACACUCGGCUUUUUGGUGGCAGGAGAGCUCUACGCAGGAAUCCCAGAUGUUGCGCAUACGCAGUGUGGACCACGUUCUACUGCUCGUGCUCGUGGCAAUCGUCUUCGUUACGGCGAAACAGGAAACUGCAGCCCGCCAGUUCGGUGGUCAGAACUUCGGCAAUGGCCUGGGUCCCGCCUUCGGAGGCGUUGGUGGUUUCGGGCCGGGAAUAGGCCCCGGACUGGGACCCGGAUCCGGAUCCGGACCGGCAGGAUUUCCGGGACAAGGACCCGGCUACGGACCACCGCCGCAGCAGCCCGGAUGCCCGCUGUGCGACUCGUCGGUGUACACGUACUGCUCCCACAAGAUGGUCCACGACGCCUGUUGCUGCGACUUUCCAGCCACCACCGCCCCCCAGCUGCGACCGCCCCAGUGUUUGUACUACGACUGCUCGCUGCUGUAUGCCAAAUCCUGCUACGAACACGCCCUCAUCAAGAACUGCUGCUGCAAUAAUCCCUACUGAAGCCCACCAACCGGACCAACUGUCAGCGUCCAUUUAUCGGAAAAGCGGCCAAGUGAUUUGUUUGCCCUUCUGCUUAAUUUAUUUAUUCAAUCCAUUUAAAAUGCAUGUGCGCCGCGGACAGCUUAAUUUUUUAAAUCAAAUUCAUGCGAUUGUUUAAUGCAAGCGGCCGCUAAAUUUAAUUAAGUAAAUUAUUUGAAAACCGAA
This is a messenger RNA of Drosophila rhopaloa, 824 nucleotides long. RefSeq lists its product as uncharacterized. Bases 165 to 620 code for a protein of 151 amino acids. NCBI's taxonomy places the organism in Eukaryota, Metazoa, Arthropoda, Insecta, Diptera, Drosophilidae. The transcript has 3 exons. The record is from RefSeq and is a predicted model, not a curated record.